Molecule: messenger RNA, 2189 nt
Organism: Maylandia zebra (zebra mbuna)
Lineage: Eukaryota; Metazoa; Chordata; Actinopteri; Cichliformes; Cichlidae
Product: pro-opiomelanocortin
Biological process (GO): neuropeptide signaling pathway
Cellular component (GO): extracellular region
Molecular function (GO): neuropeptide hormone activity
Source: RefSeq, a predicted model, not a curated record
UCCACGAAUGCACGACUCCUCCCCAUCAAGAGAAGGAGCAGGAGACCCUUUACCUCAAUCACACCCCGAGGCCUUGAGACGCUUUACUUCACAUGUCUAUAAAAAUAGCUUUCCUCCCUUAAGGAAGCAACAGCAGACCCUCUCCUACUGAGCAUUUCUCAAAGAGCAGAGAGAAAGCAGGAGAGGAGGAGAGGGACCACAGUUUAGAGUCACCAGUCUGGAGGAUCUGUGGACAAAAGGAGUGACAAAAGCAAGAGGAGAGAAAGCAUCUGAAAAAGCUCCACCCCGGUCGAGUUGGUGUCCUGUGCACCGGGCUGAAGAUGGUGUGCCAGUGCUGGUUGUUGGUGGCGGUGAUGGCAUUUGUGUGCAUCCCCGGGUUUGAGUCAGUAUGCUGGGACAACUCCAUCUGCAAGGACCUGAGCAACAAGGCGAGGAUACUGGACUGUGUUCACCUCUGCAUGUCUGUGAUCCAGACUGAAAUCCCAGAGCUCAGUGCAUUGGCCCUGAAAGUUGACAGUGAUGCUGAUGCUGGUGGUGGUGAUGAUUAUGAUGAUGACCUCUUACUCAGAGUUAUUCUAGCCACACUGGCUUCCCAUGACAAAAUAUCCGAGUCAGAUCUGAAAGCCCGCAGCGACGAGCGGCGCUCCUACAGAAUGGAGCACUUCCGCUGGGGCAAACCAGCAGGACUUAAGAUGCGAGAGCCAAAGCUUAAGGCCCGCAGUGACGAGAGACGCUCCUAUUCAAUGGAGCACUUCCGCUGGGGGAAGCCCUCGGGCCGUAAACGCCGACCUGUUAAAGUCUUUGCCUCUUCUCUGGAAGGAGGAAGCUCCUCUGAGGGCCGUUUUCCCUUUCAGGCUCGCAGACAGCUGAGCAGUAGCGAAGAUGAAGCGGAGGGGGACAUUGAUGGAGGAAGUAAUGAAAAUCAGGGAUUGCUGAGGGCCAGGGACAGCUCCAAAUCACAAAGCCCCUUGAGCUUGCAGGAGAGGAAAGAUAGGACCUAUAAGAUGAGUCACUUCAGAUGGGGCAGCCCACCUGCAUCCAAACGUAACGGCGGCUUUAUGAAGCCGUGGGAGGAGAAACCUCAGGGGCAGCUGGCCAAGUUCUUCAGGAACAUUUUAAAGAUGUGAAGAGAAUAAUGGGAUAAAUGGAAGAUUCAGCAGGGGAGGCGGAUAGCUCAGAGAGUCAAAUAGCCAUUGCAUGUUAGUAACCACAUGUCUUAAUUUUAAAUUACACAAACUCGUUGCUAUCUUUUAGCAUGUUAUUGAAUGUCUUUCACCGACGCACCCACUGACUGCCUUCAACUUCUUGGCCUCGAAUCCAAAGCAUUCUGAGAGCAUACUCAUCUUAACUUUAUGAAGAAUCAAGCUGAACAGUGACCGUCACAGCGAGGUCAAAGGUGACUGUAAGGAAAUAAAUUAUUGAGACAGUUUUUAAAAAGUCAUGUCUUUAUGUAAAUAAAAAAUAAUAUUAAAGAUCCUGUUUGUGGCAAAUAAUACAUGGAAUCUUUUGCCUAAGGUCAUUUAUUAAGCAAAACCUUGAUGAGAGCUGACAAGUUGUGAGCUCUCAUCAAGUGUGAGUUGUUAUGUCUGUCAAACUGCGUUAUAGGGCAUUUUUAAUGCAUUGAACUAACUGGAACCCAAUCUAACAAGGAAAACAUAAUAAAUAAAUAAGAUCUGAACGCCUGGAGAAAUGUUGCUCAAGGUCACUUAAAAACAAACAAACAAACAAACAAAUAAACUAUGAAGACACGAGGGGUGACUCAAUACUUUUACCCAGGACUGUGUCUUUAGACAAAUCUGAGGAUUUAGGGGAAGGGGAAUGGACAAAAUUCUGAAUAUUAAGACUGAUAAAAUACAAGAAAAAGGAUUUAAACGUUUUUAACAACAAGAUGAGUUUGAGUUUCUUUUAAACUUGUGGGUAUGGUGGAGUAUCCUUUAUUCAGAGGUAAUGAUUUGAGUAUCUUUUACUGGACAGCAGUGGAGCACCUUCUCUACCAGACUCAUUCAGCUCCACUGUCACCAGUAUGGAUGCAUGAAAUCCUUCAUACCAUUUUCAUUAAACCAUUAUAAUAGAAUGAGAUAAAUAAUUUCUUAUUUUUUUAGGACUUACAGAGUCCAUGAAUGAUUGUGCAUAAGUUUAAUGAAAAUGCAGCCAGACUUAGAUUGCCACCCACUGGACCUGAAGCAUAA